UCGUGGCACUGUCUAGAUAUCGUUGACUUUACCAACCCGCUCUCUUUUUCGCUAUGGCAGGGAAGUCCAAAGCAAGAACCAUCAUAGUGCGACUCAUAUCCACCGCACAAACUGGGUUUUUCUACACAACCCAACGCUUGCGUCAAGGGCCAAAACUGGCGGCAGUGAAGUACGAUCCUAAAGUUAAGGCACGCGUGUUGUUCGUCGAGAGCAAGAAAACGAAGAAAGGAUAGAUUGCAAACCACAUACUAUGUUCAGCCAUUUUGGCAACUCAUAGAACGGCCCUCAGAGGAGGCGACGGCGGUAUGGAUGCGUACAGUAUUAAUGCUAAUGGCUCUUCCUGGGGCUUCCUUAUGAAAUCUCGAGCCUGUACUUCAACUUCAUACCGUUGAUGUACAUUUUGCGAAGAAAAACACGCCCCUUGUCGUGGAACAAAUAAGAACGAAUAAUCCUUAUAUUCUUAGAGCCAGCAAUAAAUAGUGGAGUAGAGUGGGG
Molecule: messenger RNA, 495 nt
Organism: Serpula lacrymans var. lacrymans S7.9
Lineage: Eukaryota; Fungi; Basidiomycota; Agaricomycetes; Boletales; Serpulaceae
Exons: 3
Coding region: 54-233 (59 amino acids)
Biological process (GO): translation
Cellular component (GO): mitochondrion; ribosome
Molecular function (GO): structural constituent of ribosome
Source: RefSeq, a predicted model, not a curated record